CAAAAACUCAACCAUGGUCGGAUGGAUGAUCCAUGUCGCCACUGUUGGCCUCAUGCGCAAUCCUGAUGGCAAAGAGUACAUGUUGUACUCGCUCACGAUCGUCAAUGAAGCGGACAAGGUUUCGUACACGGUCACGCGCCGAUACAGUGAGCUGCUCGCUCUGCACGAAUGGAUCCGGGCAACCUUUCCGACUGAAACCCACCUGCUGCCAUUCCCGGCAAAGAAAUCGUUCGGUCUGACAACGAACAAAUCGGCAAAGUUUACGGAAGAUCGCCGGCUCGCUCUUGAGCACUAUCUCAAGUCGCUGUUUACCAUUGAGACGGUGGUCAACCAUGUUGGCUUCCGAGAUCGUCUGCAAAUGACACAUGAGAUGAUUCUCUACCGCACCAUGUCUGUCUGUCCCAAGUGCUGCAUUCUGGACAAGAAAGGGCUUGUUUGGACCAACGCUGUUGUCAAGCAAAGCCACCAUACAGUCCACCUCGUGAUUGGAUGCACACUCCAUGGAUCGUUUACCCUCGAGUACAGUGCCAAUGCCGAUCAUUUUAAGCGAGCCUUGAUUCACUCUCUGCCUCGGAGCCCCACAGAAUCCCUGCAUGGGUUUAUUGGUGACAUUGAAAACAUACAACAAGCCAAAAAGGCCAUUCAGCUGUCCACUUCGUCGAAGAAUUUACCGUCCAUGAUCGAGUUGUCCGUCUUUGAUGGAGAGCAACCUGUUUCCGACGACGAUCUUCGCCAGCAAAUUAUCUUGCUUACAUCCAGCUUUCCUCCUUCGCGUCAGUUUGUGCUCAAAGUCAAGGGCGAGCUGGCUGCAGACAUGGAACUUCUCAAUGAAAAGGUCUUGUUUGUUGAGCGCACAGCUCCAACACAACCAGCCCCGCUUCUCCUCGAUGUCUCUUUCGAGCGGUUGAUGCUGCUCAUCCGACUGCCAGACUCGUGCCUUCUCAAUCGACGCAUCUACCCUUGCAUCAAAUAUUACAUUCCCAAGGGCAUGGAAUCGGAAGUUGAAGGCGAAAUCAACUCUGCGCUCGAAGAACUUGAGCAAGAAAUCACUGGCAUUCAAGUCAUGAUUGACAUCUGCGUCGAGCGGCCCUUCCCAGUCCUGACAAACAUUAUUGCCAAUCUCCGCGAAAAGAGCUCGAUGGUUCGCGUCGUAAACAUUUCCAUGGAGCGGCCUCCGCGAGAGAUUAUUGCCAACGUUGCGCUCAACCCUGCGCCUGUUCAAGGAACUGUUGACAUUAGCGAAUUGUUAACAAAUAUCGAGGAAGACACUCGUAAAGACAUUGUGGUUGAAGAGUUCUUCCCGACAACCAUGCUUAUUACCCUGGAACCGCUCCUGUCAUUGAUGGGAUGGGGCAAGUACAUGCUCCGACCAUCUCCAAGCUAUGGAUUUGCAACCGUCCUUCUCAACACAGACACGCUGAGAUCGGUGCCGAUUUCGCGUCUGAUGGAUGUGGACAAGUUCUACGAGUCGAUCGCCUCGCUGCUUCCCCAGCUCAGCGCCAACCAGGCAGAUAUCGGUAUUCUGCUUGGUACCAAACUGCGCAAGAUUCUCAAGACUUGCGCACGACCUGGCCAGCCAGAUCUAUUCACCGUCUUUGCGAACGACCAAGAGGCGACCUUCCUUUCGCGGUCGCAGGUGUGGAUUGUGCACCGAGAAAUCGACUUUGGCGCGCUCGACCUGCAAUACGUUGUGCGACCGUGUGUGCUGACCAAGCUGGCUCGCCAGCUCUGGAAGUCAUUUUCAGCAACUGAUGCUGACAGUGCGAGUGCCUCUUCUGCGUCAGCCUCGUCCGCGCCGGCAAACUAAGAACGCGCGGAUUUCAUGUUUAGGAUUUGUGUGUGUGUGUGUGUGUGUGCUAGGAGUGCCUGAAUUGUGCUCCAUUCAAAGAUUAAUGUUCGUG
Messenger RNA from Capsaspora owczarzaki ATCC 30864, 1901 nucleotides. RefSeq lists its product as hypothetical. The record is from RefSeq and is a predicted model, not a curated record. Gene Ontology annotation, cellular component: intracellular membrane-bounded organelle. The transcript has 15 exons. Lineage: Eukaryota; Filasterea; Ministeriida; Capsasporidae. Bases 14 to 1807 code for a protein of 597 amino acids. Gene Ontology annotation, molecular function: phosphatidylinositol binding.